CCAGGACCAGGACCAGGAGAUGGAGAUGGAGAUGGAGUCCAUCAGGACCAGAGCGGGAUCUUCCUCUGGUCUGCAGAAACAUAAAGGCAAAGAGAGACCCACAAGUUAUCAUUGUGAUCACUGCAAGAAAGUCUUCACCACUUCAUCAGGUCUGAGAAAACAUAAGAUGGUUCACACUAGAGAUAAACCGUUCAGUUGUGAUCAGUGUGGAGCAGCUUUUACCAGACAAGAUUGUCUAAAGAUUCACCAACGUGUUCACACUGGAGAUAAGCCGUUCACUUGUGAUCAGUGUGGAGCAGCUUUUACCCAAAAAGGUCAUCUAAAGGUUCACCAACGUAGUCACACUGGAGAAAAACCGUUCAGAUGUGAUCAGUGUGGAGCAGCUUUUACCACUUCAAGUCACCUGAAGAUUCACCAACGUAUUCACACUGGAGAUAAACUAUUCACUUGUCAUCAGUGUGGAGCAGCUUUUGCUAGACGACAUAGUCUAAUGAUUCACCAACGUAUUCACACUGGAGAUAAACCAUUCAGAUGUGAUCAGUGUGAAGCAUCUUUUAACCAACAAAGUCAUCUAAGGACUCACCAACGUAUUCACACUGGAGAUAAACCAUUCACUUGUAAUCAGUGUGGAGCAGCUUUUACCACAUCAAGUUAUCUAAGGACUCACCAACGUAUUCACAACGGAGAUAAACCGUUCAGAUGUGAACAGUGUGGAGCAGCUUUUACUGAGUCAGGAAAGCUAAAGAUUCACCAACGUAUUCACACUGGAGAUAAACCAUUCAGAUGUGAUCAGUGUGGAGCAUCUUUUACCCAACAAGGCAAUCUAAGGACUCACCAACGUAUUCACACUGGAGAUAAACCAUUCAAAUGUGAUCAGUGUGGAGCAUAUUUUAGCCAACAAAUUCAUCUAAGGACUCACCAACGUAUUCACACUGGAGAUAAACCAUUCAGAUGUGAACAGUGUGGAGCAGCUUUUACUGAGUCAGGAAAGCUAAAGAUUCACCAACGUAUUCACACUGGAGAUAAACCAUUCAGAUGUGAUCAGUGUGGAGCAUCUUUUACCCAACGAAGUCAUCUAAGGAGUCACCAACGUAUGCACACUGGAGAUAAACCGUUCAGAUGUGAUCAGUGUGAGGGAGCUUUUACCACAUCAGGUGGUCUAAUUACUCACCGACGUAUUCACACUGGAGAUAAACCGUUCAGAUGUGAUCAGUGUGAGGCAGCUUUUACCACAUCAGGUGGUCUAAUUACUCACCAACGUAUUCACACUGGAGAUAAACCGUUCAGAUGUGAACAGUGUGAGGCAGCUUUUACCACAUCAAGUCAGCUAAAGAAGCACCAAUGUACUCACACGAGUGAUAAAGUCUAAAGAUGUGAUUGGUGUGAAGUGUGGAAUCGCAAAAAACACCUCAGCACAGCAAAAAAAGCAAAAUAAUCAGACAACGUCAUACCUAAAACUUGAAAGACUAACAUAUGAUGCCCCCUGGACACCUCCUGGCAUGUCCCACCAGGAGAAGAGCCAGGACACACCGGAGGGAAUGUCUUUUGGCUGACCUGGGAACGUCUCUGGAUCCCUCCAGAAGAGCUGGAGGAAAUGUGUGGGGUGAGGGAAGUCUGGACAUCUCCCUCCUGUCGUUCCAGAUCCUGCCACCCUCAUCAGCCAGACAUCUUCUCUUUCCCCUCACUUGUGCUUCCCCGCCCAUCUGCACACCUGGUUCCCAUGAUCAUCAGUUCCCCUUUAUAUACCGGCCCAUUUCCACAUGCCAGUUGCCAGAUUGUCUAGCGUUCAUGCCUAGCUUUCCAGCAUUCCUGAUGCUGUCUGUUUCUGCCUGCCUGCCUGUGACUUUGCCUGAUUCCCGGUUUUUGGAUUUUUGCCUGCCCCUUUGGAUUUGUCUGCCUGAUCUGCCUGUCUGCCCGGUUUUUGACUCCUGCCUUCCUUUGACCCGAUUAAAGCCUCUUGGACUCUGAUACUCCGUUUGAUGUUGUUCAUUUGGGUUUUCUGUCUUUUGAGCCGUAACAGUACAAUCUGGCCAAAAGUAUGAACCCAGCCAGCAUGGACCCACCAGGAAAGAACGUGGAUCUGUGGGCGCUCUUUUACGGUGACCAAGUGGCGUCCUACCACCGUAUGUUGAAGGCUCCACCUGCCCCGGCUCUGCUCCAGCUGCGCCCACUUGCGCCGACUCUGCGCCCACUUGCGGCCACCUGCGCCGGCUCUGCUCCACCUGCACCCGCUCUGCUCCACCUGCGCCGGCUCUGCUCCACCUGCACCCGCUCUGCUCCACCUGCGCCGGCUCUGCUCCACCUGCGCCGGCUCUGCGCCCACUUGCGCCGACUCUGCGCCCACUUGCGGCCACCUGCGCCGGCUCUGCUCCACCUGCACCCGCUCUGCUCCACCUGCGCCGGCUCUGCUCCACCUGCGACGACUCUGCGCCCACUUGCGCCAACUCUGCGCCGACUCUGCGCCCACUUGCGGCCACCUGCGCCGGCUCUGCUCCACCUGCUCCGGCUCUGCUCCACCUGCGCCGACUCUGCUCCACCUGCUCCGGCUCUGCGCCGAGUCUGCGCCACCCCGGCGGUGUUGCCGCGUUCUAUGUGAAAGUAGCUUAAGACUUCCAGACCACCUUCUGCUUUGCAGCUAGAAAGUACACCUUUUUUUUUUUUUUUUUUUCCACUUUAGUUUUUAUUUCAAAUUUUUCCUUUGCAAAGGUGGGACAACUCAAUCAAAAUAGUACUAAAACAAGUACAGAACACAUUUAAAAAAAUAAAAAAUAAAACAUCAACAUUUGGGUGUCACUUUCCAAGCAAUCUGUCCAUAUUCCAUCUUCUUUUCCACAAUCAAGUUUUUUUGUUUUGUCGUUGUACAGUCAUAAAUAUUGUCCAUCUCGUCCAUUUCUCUUUGAACUGGGCUUCCUGCAGCCUUAAGCGAUGUAUCAUUUUUUCGUUUGUGUAGAUUUCCUCGACCAGGUGAAUCCAUUGUUCUUGAGUAGGGGUGUCUUCCCUUCCCCAUUUCUUCGUGAUAGCUUUCUUAGCUGCUGUUAGUAAUAUUUUUACCAGGUAUCUGUCCUUCGUUCUUAUAUUUUCUUCACUUAGGUUACACAAAUACAAUACUGUACAAGAUAAUGGAAUCUCAUAUCCAAGUAUUUUCAUCAAUGUAUCGUGUAACGUUUUCCAGAACCAUCUGAUUCUAUCACAUUUCCAGAAAAUGUGUGAGUGAUCCACAUUCAUUGUUCCACAGCAUCUCCAACAAGGCAUAUUUUUGUUCAACUGUUUACUCUUGACUUUGGGUGAAAUAAAAAAACGUACCAGAAUUUUCCAGGAGAACUCCCUCCAGAUCCGCGAAUUGGUGGAUGUGUGGUGUAUUUUCCACAUGUUUAGCCACUCUUCAUCCGUGAUUUUUAUCUUAAAUUCAGAUUCCCAUUUUUCUUUUAUGUCUUUAGUUGAGUGUUUAUUUGAUAUUCAUUUUUUAU
Molecule: messenger RNA, 3467 nt
Organism: Cololabis saira (Pacific saury)
Lineage: Eukaryota; Metazoa; Chordata; Actinopteri; Beloniformes; Belonidae
Product: zinc finger protein 271-like
Exons: 2
Coding region: 2039-2596 (185 amino acids)
Source: RefSeq, a predicted model, not a curated record